GCCACGAGGUUUCUCCUUGCAGGCUCUUCCUCCGGGUGGUUCGGUCUUGCCUGUCCUUCCCAUUGAGGAGCGAGUUCAGCGAGCCUGGGAGCAGUUCUCUGCAGCGGAGUACUACCGCGUGCUCCCCAGGUUCACCGAGUAUCUGAAGAUGGAGGAUUUGGCCCUCAAGAUUCUGGAUGCAGGUCCGAUGUACCUGUCUGUACUGGAGUUGCCUGUGGAGGAGGAAGGUGUGGCCGGUUUCAAGAAGGCCGACGGUGCAACUGCAGAAGCCAAAUCCAGCAGCACCACUGCCAAGGAUCCAGACCAGAUGGUUCCAGCAGGCCACCAGAGCCAGCCAUACCACCAAGAACUUCCAGGGAUGACUCAACUUUGGAAAGCUGAAGAUUAUGUCCAGGAGCUAGACCAUUUGGAAAAGCGUGCCCAUAGCCACCCAGAAAGCAAGUUGGUGCAGACACUGGCCACAUCCUUGUGUGCCAAGUUGCAAGCAUCCAGGGAAUGGACAAGCACCACCAUCAUCCAAGUCCUGGAGAAGCUUGACCAAGCCAGCUUGCCCAAUGAUUUGAAGAAGACCAUCCAAAAUGCCAUUGACCAAAUAGACUUGGCUGGCACUGGCCACUUGAAGACAGUCAUUGCAGGCCAGCACAUUGAAGGCUUUAGCCACUAUGUGUCCAAAGAGGAUUGGGCCAGGAUGGACCAAGCACCAGCCAACACAGUGCAUACCAUGUCCAUUACUGCCUCCAGGCUGAGAUCCAUGAAGUUUGUUUCCCUGAAGGAAGCUGCCAAGGUGGAAGCCAUGUCUGUGGUGUGCUUUUGUUUGACCCACAAAGGGCAUCAACCACAGCCAUCACCACAGACCAGGUAUGCCUUGGUGGAAGAGUUUUCUGCUGUGUUUGCCAAGACUCCACCAGGCACAGUGCCAAGUGUGAACAGAUACCCAGCCAAGCCAGCUGAACUUGGAAAGGUGAUUUGCAGAAAAGGAAACAAACUUCUGCAGGAAAGCCAAGCUUCUUCCAACCAUGCUGCACAGCCCUUGCCUACCACCAAUGGAGAAGCCAAAGUCUUUGGCUUGCUUAGCCAGCUGCUGGACAGAUUUGCACCACAUGAGCCCCAGAUCACAUAUUUCCAGGGACCAGCAGGCAGCCAUGCCCAGAGCCAGCUGGCUAUACAUGCACCACAGCCUGCCCAACCUGCAGAAGUUACUCCAGCUGCUACUGCACAAAGUCAGGAAGCCACAGCAGCUGCUGCAACCACAGAACCAGAAAGCCAAACUUCCAAUGAGGUGAAGACACCACAGGCCAAUGAUUUGGCCAAGUAUGAGCAAGAUGCUUUCAACACAUUGGCCAAAGCAAGAGCUGGUGCCAAAAGCAAGGCCAAAGCAGCUUCCAAAGCAGGCGCCAAGGCAAAAGAAAAGAAGGCUGCACCAAAAGUACACAAGACUAUGUCCAAGGCAGUUGCCAAGCCUGGCCCAAAAGCUGGCCAAGCCAAGCCCCAAGACUUUGGCUAUUAUGGCACACCAGGCUUCCUUCUCAAGCACCCAGAGAAAGGUGACAUCAGAUUGCAUUUCACUUUUGGAAUGCUCUUGGCAGAUGGAGCCAACUUGCUGGAGCAAGCCCUUGCCCAAGAGAUCUGCCAUUUGGACACAGCAGAUAUUUUCCAAGAUGGUGUCCAUUUGGCUCGCCCAGUGAAAGCUUCCAAAAAAACUUUGCAAACUUUGUCCAGCUUGAUUGGUGGAGAAAUGGAAGAAGCCAUGAGCAGUCAAU
Cladocopium goreaui is the source of this 1760-nucleotide messenger RNA. The record is from the annotation of a GenBank genome assembly. NCBI's taxonomy places the organism in Eukaryota, Dinophyceae, Suessiales, Symbiodiniaceae.